Paramecium octaurelia is the source of this 183-nucleotide messenger RNA. NCBI's taxonomy places the organism in Eukaryota, Ciliophora, Oligohymenophorea, Peniculida, Parameciidae. The record is from the annotation of a GenBank genome assembly.
AUGGAUUAAGACCCAGAACCUCCUAAAUCUAGGCUUACUAAAUUCUUUGAAAAGGUUGACAAUUAGAUUGGGCCAUCUAGGCUUUAGUAUAAGCCUGCAUGUCAUGAUUUAAAAGAAAUGAUAGUAGAAUGUGUAUUAGAGUCGGAUUGUAUGAAAAACAAUGAAGGAGAUUUUAGAUUCUGA